Capra hircus (goat) is the source of this 2329-nucleotide messenger RNA. RefSeq names its product phosphoinositide 3-kinase regulatory subunit 4-like. The record is from RefSeq and is a predicted model, not a curated record. NCBI's taxonomy places the organism in Eukaryota, Metazoa, Chordata, Mammalia, Artiodactyla, Bovidae. Gene Ontology annotation, cellular component: phosphatidylinositol 3-kinase complex, class III, type I; late endosome; phosphatidylinositol 3-kinase complex, class III, type II. Gene Ontology annotation, molecular function: protein serine/threonine kinase activity; ATP binding. Gene Ontology annotation, biological process: protein targeting to vacuole; protein phosphorylation; autophagy of peroxisome.
GUCUUCUCCCGGGAGCUCGGCCCUCAAGGCGUCGUCCGGCUGUCGCGGGAGGAGCGGCGUUUCCUCGGGCCCCGGAAGCCGGCCAGUCCUCCGGGCUCCGUCUCCCGCUGGUGCUGAGGCCCUAGGGGAGUCGGAGGACCUUGACGGUUCAGGCCCGCCUGAGAGGACGGCGAGGCCCGGGAACGCGUGGCCUCUGAGGCGACGGGGCUGGCGGGCCAGCUCCUCGGGCGCUGGGCUCUCGUCAGCCGCUGGGCUCUCGUCAGCCGCUGGGCUCUCGUCAGCCGCGGCCCCGAGAGCUCCUCGCGUGUCCCGCGCGGGCCGCCGGGGCCCCGGACGCCUUCCGCGGCUCCCUCGUCCUCCCUCUGAGGGGGCUUCGCCGGUCUGCUGGCUCCCUUCGCCGCCCAGACGCCGAAGGGCCCCGCCCUGAGCUCCUCGUGAGGCAGCGAGCGGUCGGCUUGUGACACUUCCCACUGCCCCGGGAAAGUACGUGUUGUAUCCUAACCUGCUGUCUCAGGGGUGCUUGCUGCCAUCAUGGGAAACCAGCUCGCUGGCAUUGCUCCCUCCCAGAUCCUUUCUGUGGAGAGUUAUUUCUCAGACAUCCAUGACUUUGAAUAUGAUAAGAGUCUGGGGAGUACUCGGUUCUUUAAAGUUGCUCGAGCAAAGCACCGAGAAGGCCUGGUGGUUGUGAAGGUCUUUGCAAUUCAGGAUCCCACGUUGCCUCUCACCAGCUAUAAACAAGAGCUGGAGGAACUGAAAAUCAGGCUUCAUUCUGCCCAGAACUGUCUGCCUUUCCAGAAAGCUGCCGAAAAAGCAUCUGAGAAGGCAGCCAUGCUCUUCAGGCAGUACUUGCGAGACAACCUCUACGACCGCAUCAGCACCCUUCCGUUCUUAAAUAACAUUGAGAAGCGCUGGAUCGCUUUCCAGAUCCUCACAGCUGUGGACCAAGCGCACAAGUCCGGCGUCCGUCAUGGGGACAUCAAGACGGAGAAGGUGAUGGUCACCAGUUGGAACUGGGUUCUUCUAACGGAUUUUGCCAGUUUCAAGCCCACUUACCUUCCAGAGGACAACCCGGCAGAUUUCAACUUUUUUGACACUUCACGGAGGAGAACUUGUUACAUUGCUCCUGAACGUUUUGUCGAUGGUGGAUUGUUUGCCACAGAGUUAGAAUAUAUGAGAGAUCCUUCAACUCCACUUGUAGACUUAAACAGCAAUCAGAGAACAAGAGGAGAAUUGAAGCGAGCAAUGGAUAUCUUUUGAGCAGGUUGUGUGAUCGCUGAGCUUUUUACAGAAGGCAUGCCUCUGUUUGAUCUCUCUCAACUUUUGGCCUAUAGAAAUGGGCAGUUUUUCCCUGAGCAGGUGCUGAGUAAAAUUGAAGAUCGCAGUAUAAGAGAAUUGGUAACUCAGAUGAUUCACCGUGAACCAGAUAAACGUUUAGAGGCAGAAGAUUACUUAAAGCAGCAACGUGGCAAUGCCUUUCCUGAAAUAGUCUAUACUUUUCUUCAGCCUUAUAUGGCCCAGUUUGCCAAAGAAACAUUUCUUUCUGCAGAUGAGCGUAUUCUGGUUAUAAGGAAGGAUUUGGACAACAUCAUUCACAAUCUCUGUGGACACGAUCUGCUGGAGAAAGCGGAUGGAGAGCCCAAGGAGAAUGGGCUGGUUAUCUUGGUGUCAGUUAUAACGUCCUGCCUGCAGACCCUGAAAUACUGCGACUCCAAGCUUGCCGCUUUGGAACUUAUUCUCCAUUUGGCCCCAAGAUUAAGUGUAGAAAUUCUUUUGGAUCGUAUUACACCUUAUCUUUUGCAUUUCAGCAAUGACUCUGUUCCCAGAGUAAGGGCCGAAGCCUUGAGGACAUUGACUAAAGUUCUUGCUCUGGUGAAGGAGGUUCCUCGCAACGAUGUCCACAUUUACCCAGAGUACAUCCUGCCAGGCAUAGCCCACUUGGCCCAGGAUGAUGCCACAAUCGUCAGGCUAGCCUAUCCUGGUAAGAGCUUAUUAUCCCAGUAAAUGACCACUGACAUCCUGAAAUUAGUGACCGUAAUACCUCUUGUUUCUCUGAUAUUUUGGAAAUUCCAAAGAUAACCUUGAACUUUCAUCCUUGAAUUAUUUGUGUACAUUUUGGUAUAAUUUAUAGCUGAUCUGUUCAUGAAACUCAAGCUUUGUGUGUACUCUGAUUAUUUGAAGUGAUCAGAAUUAUUAAGUAAAAAUAUAUAGCACAGAAUUUUAUGAUUGUACUGGGAGUAGUCAUCUCACAUGCUAGUAAAGUAAUGCUCAAACUUCUCCAAGCCAGACUUCAGCAAUACGUGAACCGUGAACUCCCUGAUGUUCAAGCUGG